Molecule: messenger RNA, 5010 nt
Organism: Mus pahari (shrew mouse)
Lineage: Eukaryota; Metazoa; Chordata; Mammalia; Rodentia; Muridae
Gene: Ulk2
Product: unc-51 like autophagy activating kinase 2
Exons: 27
Coding region: 300-3425 (1041 amino acids)
Biological process (GO): positive regulation of autophagy; autophagosome organization; axon extension
Cellular component (GO): cytoplasm; autophagosome
Molecular function (GO): ATP binding; protein serine/threonine kinase activity
Source: RefSeq, a predicted model, not a curated record
ACGGUGGCGGUGCCCUCGGCCGGGCAGCGCCCAGGCCGCUUGGCCAGAGCCCCGCGGCCGACGGCGGCCCGGGCCAUGAGGAGCGACCGGGCCCAGGCCUCGCUGACCCCGGCUCCGCGCGGCGUCCCGUCCCGCUUCCGCUCCGGCCUCUCGGCAUGAGUGUCCGUCCGGGCCCGGGGCCGUGGCUGCCCCUGUCCCGCCGCCCGUGGGCGCGCUUGGGGCCCUCGGGCCCGCGGUGCUGAUCCCGGCUCUCCGCCACGCCUGCCCACCCUAGCGCUCUAUGUCCCGGGGGCGCGGCCAUGGAGGUGGUGGGUGACUUCGAGUACAGCAAGCGGGACCUCGUGGGACACGGGGCCUUCGCUGUGGUCUUCCGGGGGCGGCACCGCCAGAAAACUGAUUGGGAGGUGGCUAUUAAAAGUAUUAAUAAAAAGAACUUGUCAAAAUCACAAAUUCUGCUUGGAAAGGAAAUAAAAAUCUUAAAGGAACUUCAGCAUGAAAAUAUUGUAGCACUCUAUGAUGUUCAGGAAUUACCCAACUCUGUCUUUCUGGUGAUGGAGUAUUGCAAUGGUGGAGACCUGGCAGAUUAUUUGCAAGCUAAAGGGACUCUGAGUGAAGAUACUAUCAGAGUGUUUCUCCACCAGAUUGCAGCGGCCAUGCGAAUCCUGCACAGCAAAGGGAUAAUCCACAGGGACCUCAAACCGCAGAACAUCCUGCUGUCUUAUGCCAACCGAAGGAAGUCGAAUGUCAGUGGUAUCCGUAUCAAAAUAGCUGAUUUUGGUUUUGCACGUUACCUACAUAGUAACACGAUGGCUGCGACACUGUGUGGAUCCCCAAUGUACAUGGCCCCUGAGGUUAUUAUGUCUCAACACUACGACGCUAAGGCAGACUUAUGGAGCAUAGGAACAGUGAUCUAUCAAUGCCUGGUUGGAAAACCACCUUUUCAGGCUAAUAGUCCUCAGGACCUAAGGAUGUUUUAUGAAAAAAACAGGAGCUUAAUGCCUAGUAUUCCCAGAGAAACAUCACCUUACUUGGCUAAUCUCCUUUUGGGUUUGCUUCAGAGAAAUCAAAAGGAUAGAAUGGACUUUGAAGCAUUUUUCAGUCAUCCUUUCCUUGAGCAAGUUCCAGUUAAAAAAUGCUUAUGGUCAUCUCUUAAUGCAAAAUGUACUCCACCCAAUUUAAAAGUUCCCAUAGUCUUAAUGUUCAACACUACCCUAAAGUCAAAAGUCUUUAAGACUCAGUCCCUUCCAGAUAUGCAGCAUAUUCAGGAAGAAAACUUAUCCUCCCCACCGUUGGGUCCUCCCAACUAUCUACAGGUGUCCAAAGACUCUGCCAGUAAUAGUAGCAAGAACUCUUCUUGUGACACGGAUGACUUUGUUUUGGUUCCACACAACAUCUCGUCAGACCACUCAUAUGACAUGCCAAUGGGGACUGCGGCCAGACAUGCUUCAAAUGAAUUCUUUAUGUGUGGAGGGCAGUGUCAACCUACUGUGUCACCUCACAGCGAAACAGCCCCAAUUCCAGUUCCUACUCAAGUAAGGAAUUAUCAGCGCAUAGAACAGAAUCUUAUAUCCACUGCCAGCUCUGGCACAAACCCACAUGGUUCUCCAAGAUCUGCAGUAGUACGAAGGUCUAAUACCAGCCCCAUGGGCUUCCUCCGGGUUGGGUCCUGCUCCCCUGUACCAGCAGACACAGUGCAGACAGGAGGACGAAGACUCUCUACUGGCUCUUCCAGGCCUUACUCACCAUCCCCUUUGGUUGGUACCAUUCCUGAACAGUUUAGUCAGUGCUGCUGUGGACAUCCUCAGGGCCAUGAAGCCAGGAGUAGACACUCCUCAGGUUCUCCAGUGCCACAGACCCAGCCACCACAGUCACUCUUCCUGGGUGCUAGACUGCAGAGCGCACCCACCCUCACCGAUAUCUACCAGAGCAAGCAGAAGCUCAGAAAGCAGCACUCUGACCCUGUGCGUCCAUCCCAUGCCGGGGCUGGACACAGUUACUCACCUCAGCCUAGUCGGCCUGGCAGCCUUGGCACCUCUCCCACCAAGCACAUGGGGUCCUCUCCACGGAGUUCUGACUGGUUCUUUAAAACUCCUUUACCAACAAUCAUUGGCUCUCCUACUAAGACUACAGCUCCUUUCAAAAUCCCUAAGACACAAGCAUCUUCUAACCUGUUAGCCUUGGUUACUCGUCAUGGGCCUGCUGAAAGUCAUUCCAAAGAUGGGAAUGACCCUCGUGAGUAUUCCCAUUGCCUCUCAGUACAAGGAAGCGAGAGACAUCGAUCUGAACAGCAGAGCAAGGCAGUGUUUGGCAGGUCUGUCAGUACUGGGAAGUUAUCAGAACAACAAGUAAAGGCACCUUUAGGUGGACACCAGGGCAGCACGGAUAGUUUAAACACAGAACGACCAAUGGAUGUAGCUCCUGCAGGAGCUUGUGGUGUUAUGCUGGCAUUGCCAGCAGGAACAGCAGCAAGCGCUAGAGCUGUCCUCUUCACCGUGGGGUCUCCUCCACACAGUGCCACAGCCCCUACUUGUACUCAUAUGGUCCUUCGAACAAGAACCACCUCAGUGGGGUCCAGCAGCUCAGGAGGUUCCUUGUGUUCUGCAAGUGGCCGAGUAUGUGUGGGCUCCCCUCCUGGACCAGGGUUGGGUUCUUCCCCACCAGGAGCAGAGGCAGCUCCCAGCCUAAGAUACGUGCCUUAUGGUGCUUCACCACCCAGCCUAGAGGGUCUCAUCACCUUUGAAGCCCCUGAACUCCCAGAGGAGACACUGAUGGAGCGAGAGCACACAGACACCUUACGCCAUCUGAACAUGAUGUUAAUGUUUACUGAGUGUGUGCUGGACCUGACGGCAGUGAGGGGUGGGAACCCUGAGCUGUGCACAUCUGCUGUGUCCUUGUACCAGAUUCAGGAGAGUGUAGUUGUGGACCAGAUCAGCCAGCUAAGCAAAGAUUGGGGGCGGGUGGAGCAGCUGGUGUUGUACAUGAAGGCGGCACAGCUGCUGGCGGCUUCCCUGCAUCUCGCCAAAGCUCAGGUCAAGUCUGGGAAGCUGAGCCCAUCCAUGGCUGUGAAACAAGUUGUUAAAAAUCUGAAUGAAAGAUACAAAUUCUGCAUCACCAUGUGCAAGAAACUUACAGAAAAGCUGAAUCGCUUCUUCUCUGAUAAACAGAGAUUUAUUGAUGAAAUCAACAGUGUGACUGCAGAGAAACUCAUCUAUAAUUGUGCUGUGGAAAUGGUUCAAUCUGCAGCCUUGGAUGAGAUGUUUCAGCAGACUGAAGACAUCGUUUAUCGCUACCACAAGGCAGCCCUUCUUUUGGAGGGCUUAAGUAAGAUCCUGCAGGACCCUACAGAUGUUGAAAAUGUGCAUAAGUAUAAAUGUAGUAUUGAAAGAAGAUUGUCAGCACUCUGCUGUAGCACGGCGACUGUGUGAGUAGCAGGCUUGUCUGUGGAUUGGCACGGAACAGGAGGUGAUACACUUGGGAUUACAUCUUGAUUCUGUCACCCAUCCCAGGACAGUGUGGUGACUACCAAAGAACAAGCAGCAGCUUAAGAAGGAAGAACAAUACAAAACUACUACAUAUUGUAGAAAACCUGCCUUAUUGGAGAAGUCACUCCCCCUUUCCUUUCUCUUUAUAGAAGCAGAAGCAAAAGAGUUUCCCACAUGGCUCAAGUUAUUUGAACCUGACAAAUAAUAAAUGUACCUUAGAACUAGCAUUAUAAGUACAGUUAUUCUUGUGGAUAAUUAAACAGAAAACAAAGUGAGUGACUUCAUUCAGCUGUCUGAGCAAUCCGUGAAAUUCCGUGUUUUGCUCAAGCACACACAAGCAGAAGAGUACACAGCUCAUCCGGGCAAUCCGAGAUUUGGGGCAUGUUUGUCUGCAUCUGAGCGUGCAUCCUUAAACAGCUCAGGAGGAGGAAGCUUAAGAAGAAACAAAAGGUGACUCUUGGAUGAAUUGUGAAAUCUUCACCUUGAUCUAAUGUGGACAUGAUGUUAAUCUUCCAAAAAUCUUUCAUAUUGCACUAAUUUAUUAAAAUAACUGUGUAUUGGAUUUUGCAAUUUAAAACUAACGGAGGCACAAUGGACUUGUUUAAACACUUUACUUGAUUAUCUACAUGUCCUUUUCAGAAUUCAUGUGUAAUCUCCACUGAACUUUUAAAUGGUUGGAACUUGCGUUCACGUGAACCUUUGCGUUUUUCUCACCUGUUAUCUUCACCAUCAGAUCCUCUUAGUGGAAUUUUGAGCUGCUGGUUGUUUGCAUUUUUUGUUGUGCAUGCAGAAUGUGCAUCGACCCCUGUGAUCUUAGGUUUACUAAAGGCUAAGUUUAUUUGGGCAGUAUUAGAAAGCUAUCAUGAGUCAAGAAAUACUCUUGAGAAUUUUAAUAGGGCCAAAUCAAAGUGAUGAAUAAUGGCUUGUUAGUGAUGUGGAGUUUCUACAUGAAAUUAGUAAGAAAUGAGGUUCAUUUUCCCUUAGGAAAAUGGGCAGCUCUCUCCAGACUAAUAUGUACUUCUCAGUGUUAACCCUGAGUUCACCAUAGCUAGUCAUGGCAGAUCAGCACCUCUCCAAGAAUGGUUCCUGUGUUGUAUAUUAUUUGGUAUCUUUUACUUACCUGCUUGAAUACUUGAAUAAACCAUUCACCGGUUUUAAUCCUUUUACUUCAAAACUUACACAAACUGACCUAUGCUCUGAUAGCUGCACAGAAACUCUUUGGCACCACACUUGCUUUAGUGUGCUGAUUAAAGUUAACAGAGAAAACAUGGUUUUCAUUUACUUGGUGAACAAAGUAAUGUAAUUUUUACAUUAUUUAUCUGUAUGAAAUUCCAGCAGUUAAUUUGAACGUUUAUGUAUAGGAUGUUUGUAUUUUUAGGUCUUUACUACAGUGUUUCUACCUCUCAUUUGUAACUGCAUUAUCUUCAAACUAGGUAAAACCCACUAAAUCAUUGUGGAAUAGCCUUUUUUAAAUUACUUGUACAAAUGUAUAUUAAGGUUAAAUAAAACUGACAGUGUUUUUAGGUUA